Messenger RNA from Apiotrichum porosum, 840 nucleotides. RefSeq lists its product as uncharacterized. The record is from RefSeq and is a predicted model, not a curated record. NCBI's taxonomy places the organism in Eukaryota, Fungi, Basidiomycota, Tremellomycetes, Trichosporonales, Trichosporonaceae. Bases 1 to 840 code for a protein of 279 amino acids. The transcript is spliced from 4 exons.
AUGGCAGAUACCGGCCCUUCCAUUGGGACGUUUUCCCUCCCGCUGGGCAGUACUGAGCCACCCCCGGCCAUCAAGGACCCAAGACUGAUUAAUCCUCCCCCACCUUGGACCGAUGACGAGAUCAACAACGUUGUCAAACGUCAUGGGGUCGACCGCAAAGCGCUCGCCAACGCCUUGGCAUGGUUGUCAUACCUAGCUGUGGAGGCUGGUCAGGACGGCGACAAACUAUGGGACCUGGACAUUUGGAGGGCCCAUGUCAAUCUGGUAUUGACAAGGUCUGGUGCCGUGGACGAUGACGACGCGAGAAUCGGACUUUAUGGCGAGACCCCGUUCAUUUCACGUGCGGGUACUGUGUACUUGAAUGAACCCUGUUUUGGCACUUCUACCAGAGGUAGACACCAGCGCCUUACCACGCCCAUCCGCGCUCCCGAAUCUCUCACCCGGUGGAAACGCCAUGAAAUCGUACACGAAGCCAACAUGGAGGCGCUUUUGUCGGGCGACAUUGAGGCGGCAUUUGUUGGCUUGGUAGACAGGUUCGAGACCGCCUCACAAGGGUCGUCUCAACGCCGGACUGAAUACCGCGCGAGAUUUGGUCAAGUGCAUAAGUCCCUGUUGGCAGGAAACGUGGCCGCGACACCACCGCCAGAUGACGGAGAUGGACACCGUAUCUGCGCUUCGUCGAUUGCCUCAGACAACUUGGUCCACUUGGUGGCGAGCAUAGGGUAUGUCUUGACUCCAAAGGCUGCUGGUGCCAAUACACAUGCUGGUGGCACCUUGAGAGGGCACCAUCGAUAUCUGGCCACCACUCCUCCAUAUGGGUAUCCAACAGUAUGUCCAUAG